Pseudozyma flocculosa PF-1 is the source of this 2433-nucleotide messenger RNA. RefSeq lists its product as uncharacterized. Gene Ontology annotation, biological process: telomere maintenance via telomerase; protein stabilization. Gene Ontology annotation, cellular component: cytosol. NCBI's taxonomy places the organism in Eukaryota, Fungi, Basidiomycota, Ustilaginomycetes, Ustilaginales, Ustilaginaceae. The transcript has 2 exons. The record is from RefSeq and is a predicted model, not a curated record. Bases 1 to 2433 code for a protein of 810 amino acids. Gene Ontology annotation, molecular function: telomeric repeat DNA binding; Hsp90 protein binding.
AUGGGCCUGCUGUCCCUCCAUUUUGGCCCUGCCCUCGGAUGGCUGUUCAGCACAUGGUUGAGGUGCGAGCAGGAGCAAGCGCUGCAGCGGGAUGGCGACGACGAUCUCAUCCACAGUGCGCUCGAGGCCACGAUCAAGGCCUGGUCGCAUCGUGGUCGAGUGCGGGCCGCCGGCCUGGAUCAGGAGCAAUAUCUGACAUUGCUCCUGAUCGGCCUGCUAGCCUCGCAAGCGCCCGCUUCCUCCACGAUGAUGCAUCUGGCGAGCUCUGCGAGCUUCCUGGACGGUGUUUCGUGCCACCUCGAGCACGCAGACCCCCACGUCCGCCGCACGGGAAUGCUGGUCGCCGAGAUCGUCAGCGCGAAAUCAAAGGCGGGGGCAUCGACGUCAAAAGCAGAGGCCAAGGCGCUCAACUUUGGCCGAGCGGUCUGGGACGGCAUUGGUCAAGGCAAGGAAGAGGCCCGGGUCUUGCGGGCGCUGCACGAUGCCUGGCCGACUCACUGCCGUGUCAUCGAUCAACACCUCCAGCCCCUAAAGCCCGUCGAAGCGUUGGACCGUUGCCUGCAAGCCUUUGGCCUGGGCUCGACAAACGAGGUCAGCCCAGCUAUCAGGCUGCAGAACGCGGCUGCCACUCUGGCAUCGGAACCUAGAGCCGCGCCGCGCACGGUCCGGCUUCCGGUUCUCCAGCCUCCUCCGCCCCGCUCGUCGGCACCUGCAGCAACCGGGAAAGCUCGUUCGAGGCCAUUGAUCACGCCGCUGUCCGACGACGAGAGUCAGGGGAAAGACGAUCAGCCGCUGCAGAUGUUUUCAUCGCCAAGGAAAGGUCCCAGAUCUGCGCUACGCCAACGGCACGCCGAUCGAGUAUCCGACAGCUCCUCGGGCGACGACAACUCUUCGGACGAUGACGACGAUGACGCCGGCGACGGUCGGCGAGAUGAGCAGGGGCAGCGCGACGAGGUGACCCGCCUCGCUGCCGACCUCUCGGGCAUGGCGCACGACGAGGCCGCCAAGCUGACGCGCACUGCCGGACUAGACGGCUCCUCGCCCUCGGUCGCCGCCGACGCGUUUGAUGCAACGCGCGAGGCGCACGCGCCGGACUUUACACGGAAAAAGGGGCUGCGGCCGCCGGUCUACAUCAACGAGCUGGCGCCGCUCCUCAAGAGUGACGACCGCGCCUCGAUCAAGCUGGGGCUCAAGAGCUGCGCCGCCCUCGUGAGACGCAAGGCGGGCUGGGGCGGCGAGGUAGAGGAAAACGCCGUCGACCUGGCGUUUGCCCUGUGCGGGCUGCACAACAACCUGAGCAUCCGCCGCCUCGACGAGCGGCGCACCGAGGCUCUCGCGGCCCUCUUUGUCGCCUGCCCGCGCACCGUCGGCGGGUGCCUGACCGAGCAGUUUUUCAACCACCAGUACUCGAUGGUGCAGAAGCUGUCGAUGCUCAACGCGCUGGCACAGGGCGCCAUGGAAUUGUCGGGUCGCACGGCGUCGAGCUUCGGUGCGGGCGCGGAUGCGGGUUUUGGCGCCGUGGCCGAGACGAUGACGCACGCUGCCAUCGACCGGGCGAGGCAAGAGGGCGAAAAGCACGUCCCUGCCAUCCAAAGGUCCAAGAACCUCUCCAUCGGCCAGCCAACGUCCCGACGCGGUGCGAUGGUGACGCCCAUCGCUUCAUCGUCCUCGAUGUCCACCUCGGCAUCCGGUGCAGCGGUACGGGCGGCGGCGGCGGCGGCGAUGCAGCAGCGCAACGACUUCGCCAGGCUGGCGCCGCAGGUUGUGCCGUCGCUGCUGCUGCGCUUCUCGGCGCACCUGGCCGAUUUUCAGGAGCGCAGGGCGCGGAGACGGGCGGGCGGCUACGCCGGCAUCAAUGUGUCUGGCCUGUUUUCGCCGACGCUCGUCUCUGCCCUCUUUGACACGCUCGCGGUCCUCGUCGACCUCUCGACGGGCAGCGAUCAGUUCCGCACGACGCUCUCGUCGACGACGCUCGAGACGUGCCUCGCUGUGCUGUGCGACCCCGUCGCCUUUUCCCCGUCAUCGUCCUCGUACCGCACCAGCAGCAGCAGCAAGAGCGGCGGCAUCCUUGGCGGCGACCACGACAAUGGCGAGGGCGACGGCGCGCGCGAUUCGGGACGGACGAGGAUCCACGCCUCGGCCUUCGCACUCGCCCUCAUCGUCCUGGAUCGAAACGCGCAGCAGGACGCGUGCGCCACGCUCUCGUCGCGCGCCCCUCACCUCGUCGAGGCCCUGGCAAACGUGGCCGAGACGACCUUUACCCUCGCCGAGUCGCGCCGCCGCGCCGCUGACGGCACCGCCGCCAACAGGGCCGUCGGCAGCGACGAGGCCAGGCUCGCCCGCAGCUGCGCGGCCAUCCUCCUCGUCCUCGACGAGGUGCGCGAAAAGCGCCAGGCCGAGCUGCGUCAACGCCUCGGUGUCGUUGGCUUCUGA